Messenger RNA from Aphis gossypii (cotton aphid), 1603 nucleotides. RefSeq names its product proteasome activator complex subunit 3-like. Gene Ontology annotation, cellular component: cytoplasm; proteasome activator complex; nucleoplasm. The transcript has 6 exons. Lineage: Eukaryota; Metazoa; Arthropoda; Insecta; Hemiptera; Aphididae. The record is from RefSeq and is a predicted model, not a curated record. Bases 719 to 1363 code for a protein of 214 amino acids. Gene Ontology annotation, molecular function: endopeptidase activator activity. Gene Ontology annotation, biological process: regulation of G1/S transition of mitotic cell cycle; regulation of proteasomal protein catabolic process; positive regulation of endopeptidase activity.
AUAACUUGCUUAAAUACUAAAAUAGCACAACAAAUAUAUCUGAUAUCAGUAUAGAUUAAGUAAAGAUAAUAUAGUAGGUAAGAUAGAUGAUGUAAGGUCCAACUACAAUUAUUUUAUUAUAAGAAUUUCCCACCUUGGUCAAAAUCAUUUUUCAAAGGAACCGCUUAGUCCUACUGGCCCCUAAAACCUGGCUACCAGUGUUGCUACUUACUCACUGCGCUCCUUCAGAUAUUCAAAACGUAAACCUCCCUCGAUUUGCUAUGCAACAACGGCUCAAGAGGGUCAUUGGAUAAAAACCCAUUUUCUAAAUAAAUAAAUUAAUUAAAAAAUUAAUUUAAGUAUUUAUAUUUCAAAGUUGUUACACUUGCAUGUUCGUUCGGCGCGAUUUAUACGUUUACUCCAUGAAAAAUCCAUUAGAAUUAAUCUGGCUUUUAUCGCAACGUCCAACUGUACGAUUUCCGACUACUACCUACACACUUUACUUUUCACUAGUUAGUUCUUACGAUAUUUGCUUCAAGUGUGUGUGUCCGACCUAGGAUACACAUUUACAGUGAGUUGUCUGUGCUUCUAGUUUGUUUUAUAGCAGUUAAUAUUAUAACAUAUAGCCUUACAUUUUUUAUACUUGAUUAAGAUUUACGUUUUCAAAUACUAUAAUAUUCAAAUCGAUUUCAUCAGAAUACAUACAACUUUCAAAUACCAAAUUGUUCACUCACAGAAAAUGGCCCAAACUGAAGCUGUAAAACAGGCAAAAGAAUUACAUGAAACAUUGCAGGCUGACGCAGAGAAUCUUUUAGUUCAAAAAUUUCCAGAACGAAUAUUACAUUUAAACGAGUUACUCAAAAUGCCUGAGUUCGAAGUUGCUUCAAAUGUCAUGAAAUUGGAAUGUAAUAAAAAUUCAGAUUUCAUUUCGGGACAAACACUCAUACCAUCCAAUAAAAAAAUUAUUGAAGUUAUGGAAAUUGUUAAACCCAAUCUCAAACAAUUAAUUGACGACGCCAAAGCUUUGGCGAUGUGGGUAUCCUUAUUAAUACCAAAGAUUGAAGAUGGAAAUAAUUUUGGAGUAUCUGUGCAAGAAGAAACUAUUUCUGCUAUAAGCGACGUUGAAAUAACAACAGGCAAAUCUCUAAUUCAGAUAUCACAUUACAAUUUAUUUCGUGCACAACUUAUUUCCAAGGUUUGCAAAUACCCAUUGAUUGAAGACUAUCAGUAUGCUGUUGCAGAAUUGGACGAAAGGCAAUGCUUCUUUUUGUCUCUUGCCAUGCACGAUGCCCGUAAUUCUUAUUCUACAAUGCAUGAACUAGUUAUUAAAAACUUCGACAAAAUAAAGAAGCCACGGUCAUCAAACAAUGACUGUCUUUAUUAAGUGCAGUAAGAUCAUACACAAAAAAAACAACAAAGACUAGAGAUAUCUCUAAUUUCUAGCCUUCAUUCUAAAAACUUUAAAAUUUAAAUUUAUAUCCUUAUCAUUUCCUCAACAUAUUCAUUUUUAUGUCAAUAAUACAAGUAACAUUUUAACAAUGAAAAUAAGAUAUUAUACAAAAUGUUUACUUCAGUUUAACAUUUAAGAUGUGCAUGGUAAUAAAUAAAAAUAUUAUUUCUUUAA